Rhododendron vialii is the source of this 887-nucleotide messenger RNA. RefSeq lists its product as uncharacterized. The transcript has 4 exons. Lineage: Eukaryota; Viridiplantae; Streptophyta; Magnoliopsida; Ericales; Ericaceae. The record is from RefSeq and is a predicted model, not a curated record. Bases 130 to 711 code for a protein of 193 amino acids.
UGAUAAACAAAUACUUUUUACAUUCUGAUACAGCCAAUAGAUGCCUACGUCCACUUGCUGACUACAACACUACAACCACCAACAUCUGGACCAUCCUUUUCAUUGGGAAUAGAAGAUUCCCAACAAGAUAUGCCGUUUGUCUUCAACAGCUUUUCAUCAACCUUCCUUGGAGGUGAUCAAAACUCAGCUAACAGAGCACUUGAUGUCGUCCGCUCAAAGAUUUUGAACACCAGAACAAUCCUUAUCCCAAUAUAUGGUUCAAGCCAUUAUACUUUGCUUGAGCUAGACACCAUUGACCAAGAAUGGAGGUUCUACAACUCCAUCCACAGACAAGGGAGAAGAGAUAAAUACUGUGAAGCAACUGCCAAUCUGAGAAAGAAUGUCACGAACUACAUCAACCAACAAUGCAAGAAGAAGAUUAAAACCUCUGCAAAGCUCGUGGACAAUGCACCACAACAAGAACCAGGCUCGGUUGAUUGUGCAGUUGUUGUUGCCUACAUCAUUCGCCAAAAGCUAAUGAAAAAACCAAUUAAAAGCGACCUUACAAAGCAACAAUGCCUUCAAAUGAGAGCUGAUAUUGUGCAAGCAUUUGUCAGUGACCCCAAGAGAUCAUGGACUCCAGAAAUCUAUCAUAAUAGGAUGGAAAAUCUCAGACUGCAAAAAUAUUAUGACGACCAGGAGCUUCUUGAAGAGAAGAAAAAAAAGGCAUAGAUUCAACUUACUCAUCAAAGUUGGUAGUGGUGUUGUUCAUCAGUUGUAUAGUGGUUAAUGAGUUGUUUAGUUUACUGGUAAAUGAAGAUAUACAAUCUCAGACUGCAAAAAUAGUUUUGGAAGUGAAAGUAGUGCAGAUGGGUAAUGAAAUGGUGGAGGUGAUGUUCAUGACUUGU